UCUCUCUGAUAGAUACAACACAAAGCCGUUAGAAUGGGAUCAUCAAUCUUUCAGAAAGUAAGUGUCCUACUAAUCUCCACUGUCUUUGUUGAGUUAGUUUCAUUAUCAAAUCCUGUUUUUAUUUCAGCUUCUUCCCAAGAAGCUACGGCUCUUCUCCAAUGGAAGGAUAGCCUUCAAAACGAAAGCCAAUCUAACUUAUCUUCAUGGAUUUCACCUCCAAAUAGUCCCAACAAUUCUUCUCCCAAUAUAAACCAAACAUCAAAUCCAUGCAUGUGGUUUGGUAUUUUUUGCAACCCUGGUGGAAGUGUCAUCAAAUUGGAACUUAACAAUUCUGGAUUGGAAGGUACGCUUCAUGGGUUUUCUUUUCCCUCUUUCCCAAAUCUUUCAUAUGUUGAUCUCAGUGGCAACAAUCUCUUUGAUAGCAUUCCAUCUCAGAUUAGCUACCUGUCCAAACUCAUCUAUCUUGAUUUGUCCUCUAACCAGUUGUCAGGGAAAAUCCCUCCAGAAAUUGGCUUGUUGACUGAUCUUGAGGUUCUCAGCCUUGGUGAUAAUCACUUAAAUGGCUCAAUUCUUGAAGAAAUAGGCCACCUAAAGUCUUUAUCCAAGCUUUCUCUUUUCUCAAACAAUUUGGAUGGUUUCAUUCCUGUUUCUUUAAGUAAUUUGAGCAAUCUAGAGUAUUUGCAUCUAUACAAUAAUGAACUCUCUGGUUUCAUUCCUCCAGAGAUAGGAAAUCUCUCCAAUUUGGUGGAGUUGUUCUUUGAUUCCAAUAUCCUGACAGGUCUGAUCCCUCCAACUUUUGGGAACUUAGAAAGGCUAACCUCGUUGUUUUUGUACAAUAACUCACUUUCUGGACCCAUCCCUUCAGAAUUAGGGAAUUUGGGGUCCCUUGUCCAGUUAAGCCUCCAAACAAACCAUCUUAAUGGUUCAAUUCCCCCAUCAUUAGGAGAUCUGGGAAAUCUUACUCUUCUUCAUCUCUACUUUAAUAACCUCUCUGGCACCAUUCCUGAGGAGUUUGGAAACUUGAAGCGUAUCCAGAAUCUACAACUGAGCAGGAACCAACUGCAUGGCUCUGUUCCAAAUUCAUUUGUUAAUUUGAGAAACUUGAACGUUCUAUACCUUCGUGACAACCAACUUUCUGGUCAAAUUCCCCAAGGAAUUGGAGAUUUCAUGAACUUGACUAAACUACAAAUAGACACAAACCAAUUCACUGGCUUUCUGCCUCAAAACAUUUGCCUCAGUGGCUCACUUCAGAAUUUUUCCGCAUUCAACAACCAUUUCACAGGCCGAGUCCCCAAAAGCUUGAAAAAUUGCUCCAGCUUAAUCAGAGUCCGCUUAGAUGGAAAUCAACUCACUGGUGAUAUAUCUGAUGAUUUUGGAGUCUAUCCAACCUUGAACUACAUAGAUCUAAGCUACAAUAGAUUUUCUGGAAAAAUCUCAAGUAAUUGGGGACAGUGUCCACAAUUAGACACCCUAAAAUUUGGUGGAAACAAUAUCACUGGUAGUAUAUCACUAGAGAUUGGAAAAUUGACUCAGGUACAUGUGCUUGAUCUUUCUGAAAAUCACAUUGUUGGGGCUAUUCCAAAAGAAAUUGGAAAGUUGACCUCUCUAGAGCAAUUGAUGUUGAAUGGCAAUCAAUUUUCGGGUGCUAUACCAUCAGAACUUGGAUCAUUGACUAAUCUUGAAUACCUUGAUUUGUCCUCAAACAGAUUGAAGAAUUCAAUUCCAAUUAAUUUUGGGGAUUUAUCAAAAUUGAAUUACCUAAACUUAAGCCAUAACAAUUUUAGCCAAGCGCUUCCAGUUCCCCUCAUGAGCUUAUUUCAGAUCUCUAAAAUGGAUUUGAGUUUUAACUCUUUAAAUGGAGAGAUACCAUCAGAAAUUAGCAGAAUGCAGAGCUUGGAGAACCUCAAUCUCUCCCACAAUUAUUUUUCUGGUUUCAUUCCGACAGCCUUUGAAGAAAUGCGUGCCUUGUUAUAUAUUGACAUAUCAUUCAAUGAUUUUCAAGGUCCCAUCCCCAGCAGCAAAGCCUUUCUAGAUGCUCCCAUAGAAGCAUUACAUGGGAACAUGGAACUGUGUGGUAACGUUAUAGGAUUGGAGCGUUGUAAUAACUCCUCAAAGGAGAGCCACAAAGUCGUGUUUCUUACUGUUUUCCCAAUUCUGGGAGCACUUUUACUUCUAUUUGCUUUCUUUCGAGUUUCUAUCGCCUUCAAAAGAAGAAAGAAAGAUCCAGAAUCAGAACAAUCUGACAUGCAUGAAAUAGAAUUUCUUGCGAUGACAACUGUCAAUGGAAGAACAAUGUAUCAAGAAAUCGUGAAGGCAACCAAGGCUUUUGAUGACUUAUAUUGUAUUGGGAAAGGAGGAUGUGGAAGUGUUUAUAAAGCAAAGCUGCCUUCUGGUGUUAUAUUUGCUGUGAAAAAACUCCACCCAGCACAUGAUGGUCGAAGAGGAUUCCAGAAAGAGUUCUUAAAUGAGAUAAGAGCAUUGAUAGAAAUAAGGCAUCGAAACAUUGUUAAACUUUAUGGCUUUUGUUCACAUCCAGAACAUCCAUUUUUGGUUUAUGACUACUUCGAAAGGGGUAGCUUGGCAAACAUCUUGGAGAAUGAAGAUUCUGCCAAAGUACUGGAUUGGAAUAAACGGUUGAAUAUUGUUAAAGGCGUGGCUUAUGCUUUAUCUUACAUGCAUCAUGAUUGUGUACUGCCAAUUAUUCAUCGCGAUAUAUCAAGUCGCAACAUCUUGCUAGAUUCUCAAUAUGAUGCUCAUGUUUCGGACUUUGGCACUGCUAAACUUCUGAAGUUAGACACAUCCAAUUGGUCUUCCCUUGUAGGCACCUAUGGUUAUGUAGCACCAGAGCUUGCUUAUACAAUGAAGGUAACUGAGAAAUGUGAUGUGUAUAGCUUUGGGGUAUUGACAUUAGAAGUCCUAAUGGGAAAGCACCAAGGUGAUUUCAUUUGCUCUCUAUCAUCUCCAUCAGCUAUGAAAAACAUACAAUUGAAGGAUGUUUUGGACAGGCGCAUUCUCUUUCCCCAACAUGUAGUCGAGGAUGAACUUAAUACGGUUGUGAAGCUUGCAAUAAAGUGCUUAGAUUUCCAGCCACAAUCUAGGCCAACUAUGCACUUCAUAUCCCAUGUCUUACAGGCUCAAAUUGCCCUUCUAGAACCAUUUUCAUAUGAAGUUGCACAAGGAAAGUAUCUAUCUGCAUAUAAUUUUAAUCUGUAAGAGUUGAAAUAUCAAGUCAAUUAUUGUUGGGGGUUUAUAAGACGGUGCUACUUUAUAUAUAGCAAUUCAUAAGUUGUAUUACAAGUGAUUCCUUGCAAAGAUAGAAAGGAAAUGCAUCAAAAUUCUUAUUUAGUAAAAAAUUUAGAAUCUCCAACAAGUAGAAAAUAUAAUUUUUGA
Juglans regia (Persian walnut) is the source of this 3390-nucleotide messenger RNA. Its product is annotated as MDIS1-interacting receptor like kinase 2-like. The coding region runs from base 34 to 3213 and encodes 1059 amino acids. The transcript is spliced from 2 exons. Gene Ontology annotation, molecular function: protein binding; protein kinase activity; ATP binding. NCBI's taxonomy places the organism in Eukaryota, Viridiplantae, Streptophyta, Magnoliopsida, Fagales, Juglandaceae. The record is from RefSeq and is a predicted model, not a curated record. Gene Ontology annotation, biological process: protein phosphorylation.